This is a messenger RNA of Plectropomus leopardus (leopard coralgrouper), 4367 nucleotides long. It is a transcript of the gene sh3kbp1, whose product is annotated as SH3-domain kinase binding protein 1. The record is from RefSeq and is a predicted model, not a curated record. Gene Ontology annotation, molecular function: protein binding. Gene Ontology annotation, biological process: actin filament organization; cell migration. Lineage: Eukaryota; Metazoa; Chordata; Actinopteri; Perciformes; Serranidae.
UUUUCUGGGUCCUCGCUCUGCCUCCUCUGCCGUGUCACCGGAGAGAGAGAGAAAAAAGAGGAAGGAAUAUGGUUUCAUCAGACGCUCCUCCCGUUUCAGCGCGGCGGUAGCGGAUCUAUAGUACGAGCAGGAGGCUGGGGCUCGGUCGCACAAACCUCACACAACCACCUUUACAACUAACCCACAGGAGCGCGACCAGCACACCGGGACACAUAAAUGGUGGAGGCCGUGGUGGAGUUCGACUAUGAGGCUCAGCAGGACGAUGAGUUGAGCCUGACGGUGGGCGACAUCAUCGUAAACAUACGGCGGGACGAUGGAGGAUGGUGGGAGGGCGAGCUCGGCGGACGCAGGGGCCUGUUCCCGGAUAACUUUGUCAGGGAGAUAAAGAAAGAGGGGAAGAGGGACGGAGGACAGGCGAGCAUGAUCAGGUCAGACCUUUCCAAUGGAAGAGCCAGCCCUGUGUCCGACCCCAGCGUGCGACCAGGCAGGAAAGUCGAGCAAAUCCGUAAGCGGAGGUGUAAAGCGGCGUUCAGCUACGUGCCUCAGCAUGAAGACGAGCUAGAGCUGAAAAUAGGAGACGUCAUUGAGAUCAUAGCAGAGGUAGAGGAGGGCUGGUGGGAGGGAUUUCUAAAUGGGAAGACUGGAAUGUUUCCCUCCAAUUUCACCAAAGUGAUCCUGUCCGAGUCGGAGACGCCCUCCUUAGACACCUCGCAGGAGGAGCUGCGCAGCACCCGCACCAGUAAGGACAGUCCGCGCAGUGAGAGUGAUGGAGGCGACAGUCGCUCAGAAACGGGGUCAGGAGAAAUCCAGCCUAAGAAGGUCCGAGGGUUUGGCUUCGGUGACAUCUUCAAAGACCAGCCGAUCAAGCUCAGACCACGCUCCAUGGAAGUGGAUGCAGAGGGAGACAAGGCCAACGAGGGGAAAGCAGCGAGUGUUGCCACGGAAACCAUGAAGACUGAACCUGAUGGAAAGGCCAAAGGGCGCGAGCUCUGUAAAGUCCUGUUUCCAUACGAAGCACAAAACGAAGAUGAGCUGCAACUCAAAGAGGGAGAAAUCAUCACCAUUAUCACCAAGGAGUGUGCUGAUGCUGGCUGGUGGAUGGGGGAGAUCGGAGGACGGCAAGGUGUCUUCCCAGAUAACUUUGUCAAGCUAAUAGAAGGGGAGAAAGAGAGACCAAAGAAACCACCUCCUCCGAGUGCACCCUCAGCUAAACACACCACAGAGAGAAAGUCCGAGGUCAAGAAGGUUCCUCCGGAGCGACCUGAACAUCUGCCACAGAGAGACCAGCAUGGAGGUGAAGAGGUGAAGAUUGGAGACAUCCCAAAGCCCUCCCUUCCAUCUAUUCUCCCCAAGAAACCCCUCCCCCCAAAGACAAGCUCCUCCUCUUCCUCCCAACCCCCACGGCGUCCUGAGAGACCGCCCACUUUAGCGUGUGAAAGCCCCAAGUCUGAGGGCGGGGCUUCGACACCAGAUUCUGCCCCUGACAGGUCACAUGACGCUGAUGUGGACCUCGACGCUGUGGUGGCGUCAACAGAGAAGCUGAGUCAUCCGACGGCGUCGCGGCCGAGAGUCACAGACCGCCGGCCUCGCUCGCAGAUCAUCACACCUUCUUCCCUGUCCAGUAUCGACCUGGAGCCGCCUGCAGUGGAGGAGAGGAAGGAGAAGGACAGAGGGAAGGAGGAGCUGGAAUCUGUCCCCUCCAGACCUGUAGAGGUUUCCCUGAGGAAAGGAGUUCCCAUCAUCGCUGUACGACCACCUUCACUGGGCCCUGACAGUAAAGCACCACUACCCGCCAAGCCCUCUGUCCUGACCCCGCCCAACGCCGGCCAUCGCCCCGCGUCCCCGUCUUCCUCCUCGGGUCUGAGCCCCUCCCCCGAGCUCCGGCAUUCACCUCUGACCCCCCCGACACUUGAGGAACUCAGGAACCAGCUGAGAGACCUGAAGGCCUCCGUAGAACUGCUGAAGAGCCAGCACAGGCAGGAGAUGAAGCAGCUGACAAAUGCGCUGGAUGAUGAGAAGAAGAUUCGUCUUAGUUUACAGAUGGAAGUAGAGCACAUAAAGAAGACCCUGUUAAAAUGAAGACUAAAGCAUCCUCUUAUCACCACAUCGGAGGCCAACCUUUGGAAACAUUAUCACUGUUGGCCCGAGACACUUCCGCCAAAAUAAAGUUUGUGCCAAAUGAUCAUCACCAUCAACAUCAGCGACAAUACAGUACCAUGGAAUCAGCCACCUCCCCCCUUUGACGCCGCCUUAUCCUGCGUUCUUUAAUUUUCUUUUAAAGAGGCUUCUCUUGUUUUGUUUACCGCUCUCUUGUCGAAGCUUGCUGUGCCACCGGUACUGACUGACCGAGGACCUCGCUGGUACUUUUUUGUUUUCUUUAGUGUGAAGGAAACUUGGAACUCGACCUUCGUAGCCCGGUUGGUUCAGACGACCUCUGUGCUGGUCUGUGUCCACUCUGUGGCCUUCACCUGUAUGUGUGUGUGUGCAUGUGUAAGUGUUUGUUUUCCAUCCAUGUGAGGACUGUUAUGUUAGACCUUUGCAAUAGGGACAUUUUUCUAAAGUGAGGUUGUUUUUGGCCGGAUCAUGACUUCUUCAACAGGAAAGAUUAAGGUUAAGAUUUGGGUUGAUCAAAGCUUAUACUUUGAGGCACAUUUUUAACAUUACAUUGUUUGACACACUGAGCUUGAUGUUUCUAUGGUACACUGCAGGCGGGUGAUUUUGAAGCAUCGACUAUUAACAGCACUGGCAUUUGGACGUAUUUCCAUAACCAUUUUUCUGCUUGAUGUUGGGAUUUUUUAAAUUUGCAGUCAAAUAUUCUAGUAGUUUGGAGGCUAAAAUUAUAAGCACAUCAUGAUCCCUGAAAUCAUGACAUUAAGUACUGAUACUACAGGUGCUAUUUUAAGAAAUAGUUGGACAUUUUGGGAAUUAUGCUUGUUUGCAUAAUUUGCACAAGGUCCUUGAGGUCCUUACCCACUCUGGGUGCGUUUGUAAAUCCAUUCUUACACUCUACACUAAAAUGAGAGAGCUGUUGUUUAAAGUCACAGAGCGUUCUGUUUCUCUACGAAUUAACCAACGGUUAAGUUCAUUACACAUUCACUCCGUUCGAUGCUCUGCUGCUCCUUUUCCCCAGACAGAGUGCGCAGAGUGUGGUGCUCUGGAUAACUGAACGGUACGUUCCAACAGCGCUCCCAAUUUUUUGUGCCAGAGUGCAUUUCUAAAUGCAUCAUGUUGAACAGAGCAUUGAGGGAUUUCAGUUUGGCAUGUUAAAUUAGUAUCAAGUGACAGCUGACUUUGAAUUUUUGAUUAGCUUUAUCCAUAUUACGUGAUAUGGAUCGGGGAUAACCGUGCCCCAAAAAAACCUGGCCUUAGGAAACUGUGGAAAAACUAAACUGACAGUGUUUCAAAUUUGAAUUGAGGCUCUUUUCUUUCAUUUUUUAUGCCUAUUACUAUGCAUGUAAGACCCUAAAUAACAUAUUAAGAAAAUUUUGGGUGAUUUGGGUUCCCAGAGGCUUUAACAUACAGUCAUGAAAGUGGUUAUCUAUCUUCUCAUCCAGCUCACAAUUUGAGAGAAAAGAAACAUAAUUCCCAAAAUAUCAACAAUUUCUUUGACAUAAUCCAGAACUGUCCUGUGAUAUUUGUCUGCAAAUUAAAGUUAUAUGCAAAGAAAAGCACAUGCCGCUGCAUGAACACGCCUAUAAUGUUUAUCAAGCCUUCUGGACCAAAACAUUUUAUUUUACUUUUUUUUUUUUUUUUUUGCCUUUGCACUUUUGCAGCACGACUCCAGAAACCUCAUGAAACAGCUGUGCUGGUCGCAUCAUACCCCCUCCCAAAAAAAACAUGAUCAAAACUGAGAUCCAUGUGCGUCUGAUGUUUCUGGUGCUCUUUUGGCAGCGGGUGAAGGGUAAAGUUGAGGACAGGGUUGUAAGAAUGUAGUCAGUGAAAGGACCUCACAGAUAAAAAUGUGUGUGCAUGUCUGUGUGUGUGUGUGUGUGUGUGUGUUUGGUAGCAUGAACGGCUGUUUGCCUCCCUUCCUUACAUGUGCACAGAAUCUAUGGCAACCCGUCACUGUGGCCUUCCUGUUUAUUGACUCCAAAUCUUUCUUUUUCUCUCUUUCUCUCUGUCUUUCUUUCUGUCUUUCUUUCUUUCGUAUGACAACAAGAAAACUGCUACAACUGAGUCUACAAGUUGUUUUCUUGACUUGGUCCUUCCUCUCCAGGAUAGUGAUAAAUAUAUACUUUUAUAUUUCAGUGUAAUAAAGAUGCUAUUAUGUACUGUACGUGUGCAUGUUUAAUUUUUUUUUUAAAUUACUAAUCAUGUUUAAAUUGUCUGCUGGUAACGUAUAAUAUACUGUACUGUAUGAAGGUGAA